Salvelinus fontinalis (brook trout) is the source of this 4950-nucleotide messenger RNA. It is a transcript of the gene nlrc3l1, whose product is annotated as NLR family, CARD domain containing 3-like 1. The coding region runs from base 367 to 2709 and encodes 780 amino acids. Lineage: Eukaryota; Metazoa; Chordata; Actinopteri; Salmoniformes; Salmonidae. The record is from RefSeq and is a predicted model, not a curated record. The transcript has 7 exons.
CAUUGUUAUAUCUGUGAUAAUACUUUACUGUUCCUGUUUGUCGGAGUCAAAAGUUAGUGCGGCCCUGUCUGUGGUCUAUAUUUAGCAUUUUAACCGGGAACAUUUGCCGUUUAUUAGCUCUAGGGUUAUGUUACGUGUAUUUUGAACGCGUACACAUUAUGUUUUAGUAAAGUGAGUCGCCAUAAAUGAGGCAAACAGGUGAAUUUAGUAGGCCAGAGGUUUAAAACAAGCUCGCCUCGGAAUAGAAAGCUUCGAUAUUUUCAGCUUUUUUUCUUGCACAGGUCUACUGUCUGGCAACAUUCAAUUAGCCAUUGACGUCAGACUUUGAACUGUGACCCGGAACCUGUACACCUGAGGUCCUCCAGGAUGGCUGGGCGAGGCCCUGACACGAUGGAGCAUGAUGGAGGGGAAACUAUAUCAGAUGUCAGUUUUCCCUUGGGAGAGGGUGUGUCUGAUGAGGGAGAGGAGGAUUUCUAUGUGCCUGAGAGGAGACCCUCCCUGGACCUGGGAGAUGGCCUGAGACCCAUGGACACUACUCACUGGCAUGAUGUGGAAAGGGCUAAAUCCCCAGUCCACAGCUACAAUUCUGUAAACAGUGAUACCCAAUUCUGGCCAUCUGAUGAACUGGAUGAAGAAACUGAGCUGUCUGCUACUAGAGUCCAGCUGGAAAGAAGAGAGUCUUACUCCAGCGGCUACUCUGUGGACAGUGAUGACUGUGAGACCAGAACCAGGAAGUCUCAAGACACAGCACCUAAAGAAGAGGGUCCAGCAGUGGAACUUCCAAGACCAGAGCUGAUCAAAAACCCAGACGAGAAGAGACACCCUGCUCUGACUGUAGACUUCACCUUCAAGGCCAUCAGGAAGACAUUGGAGAAACUGGGGAAGGAUGAUUUGAGGACAUUUAAGAUCACGCUGUGGAAGCGCUACCCAGAGUCAUUCAGCUCUCCUCCCCAGGGCAUGGACAUGGUGGACCUGGUGGAUAGACUGCUGGAGUUUUAUGACCUAGAGGUGGCCCUGCAGCUCACCAAGGCCCUGCUGAAGGACAUGGGCCUCAAACGCCUGGAUGCCUACCUCACAGACCUCUGCAAGAAAAAUGAGGUGCGUUAUGAGCUGAGAGACACUCUGUUGAGGAAGUAUAGCUGGAUGUGUGAGGGCGUUGCCCAGCAGGGAGAGCAUAAGGCCUUUGAUAGUAUCUUUAAUGAGCUCUACAUAACAGACCGAGGCAAUGCUGGGCCCAACAUCGAGCACGAGGUCAGAAAGAUCGACAAGCUGUCCACCAAUCGCAAGGAAGAGAAGCGGAUAACCUGUAGCCAGAUCUUUGACCCCGAUGUGAUCUAUGAGAAGCAUGUGAGCCAUAUAGUGACCAACGGCAUCGCCGGGGUAGGGAAGUCUGUGGCCGUGCAGAAGUUCAUCAUGGACUGGGCAGAGGAGCGCGAGCACAAUCAUGUCUACUUCCUGUUCCCACUGCCCUUCAAAGAGCUCAACCUCAUGCUGAACCUGAAGAUCAGCCUCCUGGAGAUCGUCCACACUCUCUACCCCGAGACCAAGGUGCUGCCCACCUUCGAGUGCGAUGAAGGCAAGGUCAUGUUCAUCUGUGACGGGCUGGACGAGUAUGCACAUUCCCUGGACUUCCACCGCACCGAGACUUGGUGUGACAGCACUGAACCAGCCCCCAUGCACGUGGUGGUAACCAACCUGAUUAGGGGCAAUCUGCUCCCCUCGUCUCUCCUCUGGAUCAUCUCUCGCCCCCUUACCUCCAGUCGGCUGCCCCCAGAGUCUGUGCACCAGGUGUUGGAGGUCCGUGGCUUCACCAACGAACAGAAGGAAGAGUACUUCAGGAGGAGGUUUCAGGACCCGGCGCAGGCCGAUAAGGUGAUUGCCCACCUGACCUCCUGCAAGACCCUCCACAUCAUGUGCCAUCUGCCCAUGUUCUGCUGUGUGGUGCGGGAUGUUUUCCAGCACACGUUUAGGGAGAAGGGGCCGGAUGCAGAGCUGCCCAAGGGGCUGACCCUGAUGUACACUCGCCUGCUGCUGGUGCACCUGCAUGUGCGUGGUGCCAGGGGCUCAGCCUCCCGCACCCCGCAAGAGGAGAGGGACUUCCUGAUGAACCUGGGCAAGUUAGCCUUUACGAUGCUGGAGAAAAAACAGAUGGUCAUUGGCAAGGCCACCUGGAAGGACUGCGGGGUGGAUGUCGCUGAGGCUGUCACCAAGAGUGGCCUGUGCAUUGAGUUCCUGAUCGAGCAGUUUGUCAUGUACCAGGAGAGGAUCCAGACCUUCAUCCACCCCACCAUCCAAGAAUACCUGGCUGCCCUUUACGUGUUCCUCACCUGGAGGUGUAUGGGGCAGAACGUCCUGCAGCAGCCGCGGAAUAGCAAGUUCUCACGCAUGUUCAAGGACCCCGGGUUGCUGGACAUGCACCGCAGUGCUAUAGAGAGAAGCUUACAGAACCCCGAUGGAAACCUGGAUGUCUUCCUGCGCUUCCUGUUGGGCAUGGCCCAGACGGCCAAUCAGGAGCUGCUACAACGCUUCCUACCCGAAAUGAACAAAUGCUCGUCGGCCUCUGAGGAGACAGCCGCCAUUAUCAGGAAGAAGAUUAAAGAGAACCACUACCCUGACAGGAACGCCAACCUGCAGUGCUGCCUGGACGAGCUUGGUGUUGGUGCUGAAGCUCCCAAACGCAGCCGCUCAAACUCUGUGAAGAGCCACUGACUGACAAUACUCUGACUACAGUAUUUAUAAAGAUGUAUAUAUUAGGUUUGAAAUAUGGGUUGUAUAGUUAGACAAACUUAAGGGAAUUGGGGGAAAAAGAUAUGGAUACUUCAGGGUUGCUUUGUAACAAUACUUAACUGUGGUAGUAAGUGGAAAUUUGUCAUGAGAAGUAGCCACAAGGUGGCAGUAGCAUUACACUACUAUACUACUGAGACACAGGCAGUAAAGUCACUCAGCUACUGUGAGGGGUUAUAAAAAGAGUAAAAGGGAUGUGACAAAUUACAUAGGCAGUCAGUCACAUGUAUUGACUGUAUACUUAAUAUAACAUUGUGAUAAUGUUUUACACCAGGUAUGUGCAACUGAUGGGGGUGGGGGUCACAAUCUUAACUCAAGACAGGCCACAGUAGCACGCAGGUCUGUGUACCCACAGCCAUACCCACACAUGCAGUCAGAGCCGGCCCCAAGCUUUUUGCGGGCAAAACAUUUGUGUACCCCUCGACAAGGAAGAGAAACAAUUAAAUUUCCUGCAAUUCUACACAUUUUGCCAUGGGGUGGAGAGAAAUGUCAGUUUUUUUUAUAUGAUAUCUGAGUGAGAGUUACUAACAAAAUCAAUGGGGGACCCUGGGUGGUAAUUUGACCAUGAUUACUGCAACUUUAGAUAGCUGGCUAGACUUACUUAUCAACCAAUCUAAUUAAGUGACUGACAAGAGACAUUUCAGAUGCACAACCACAUUUCAAAAUUUCACCUUGCAGGCUUCGGUCAAUUACAUUUGCAUUCAGAAAGUUAACCCAAUUCCACAUUGAAAAGCAUUAGAAGAUAAUUGGAAUUUCAUUGUACUUCCUGAAUUGAAAUGGAAUUGACCCCAACCCUGGCACCUUGUGUAUUCUAACUCUUAACAGCAAGUUGAGAUCCCGACGAAGUUCCUAAAAAUACAAAAACAUUUGGAAAUUGAUUCGCAGGCCUACAGAAGGGGGGCCUCCAUGCUUUACACAAUGGUGAGCUGAUAUAAAACACAUAACAAUGCAUUUACAAGGUGCACACAAAUGACCUGAUGCAACCUUAUUUGCAAUGGCUGUCUACUUCCAGAACAGUUGUGGUCUCACUGUCAUAAAACACAAUUGAAUCAAUUUCGAACAGAUGUUAAAAAGGGCAGAUGAAGAGAAGUUCCCUCUGAACUAAAUUGUCUUUAAUCUAGGUUACAGAGUCCGUGGCAAAAAAAGUCAACAAUUGAAUGUAUUUAUCUAUCCCUAUUAUGUCCCUAAGAUCGCAUUAGAAUCCAUAUUUGACUUAUCACUAGAUGGAGCAAUAGAAAUGCUCUGUGGUAGAAAAAGUACCCAAUUAUCAUACUUGAGUAACUUUCUAUUAAAAAGGUAAAAGUGAAAGUUAGCCAGUAAAAUACUACUUGAGUAAGUCAAAGUGUUAGGUAUAUUUAAAACCAAAAAGUAAAUGUAAUUACUAAAAUAUACUUAUUAAGCAAAGCAGACAGCACCAUUUUCUUGUUUUUAAAACGUAUGGAUAGCCUGGUGCACACUCAGACAUUAUUUACGAAAGUUGCAUGUGUUUAUUGAGACCGCCAGGCCAGAGGCGUUAGGGAUGACCACGUGUUCUCUUGUUAAGUGCUUGAAUUUGACCAUUUCCUGUCCUGCUAAGCAUUCAAAAUGUAACAAGUACUUUUGGUUUUCAGGGAAAAUGUUUGGAGUAAAAAGUACAAUAUUUUCUUUAGGAAUGUAGGGAAGUAAACAUUGUAAAAUAUAAAUAGUAAAGUACAGAUACCCCAAAAACCUGAAGUCGUACUUAAAAGUAUUUUUCUUAAACAUGAACACCACAAAAGGGUUUUGUUAUUCACCCAAUGUUUGCAGGUCUGAUGGACCCACAACAUUAUUGGGUUAAAACACAGCCAUAACAAUUUGUAAAAAUACUUAGAUGUAGACAGCAUACAUGGUUAACAUUUGCCAUUUACCUCUGCUAAAACACAAUUUGUUUUUUAUAUUUUAAAUAGUGAUUUUUGUAAAUAAUCAAAAGACAUGGGUGGAAUAAAUCAUGUUGAUCUUGAACAAAUAUAAAUGAAACAAGGUUUAUCACUAUUGAUGUUUAUUGCUUUGAACUGAACCAAUUGGAAGGAUACAUACAGUAUUUUAUGGAAAUUAUAAAUGUGCCCCAUUGAACACAUUAAGGCUGUCUACACACCACAGGGGACAGUUUUACUGUGUGUGUGUUGCAAAUGUAUUUCUUGCACUUGA